AUGGUGUGCACCAGGAAGACCAAAACUUUGGUGUCUACUUGCGUGAUCUUGAGCGGCAUGACCAACAUCAUCUGCCUGCUGUACGUGGGCUGGGUCACCAACUACAUCGCCAGUGUGUAUGUGCGGGGGCAGGAGCCCGCGCCCGACAAGAAGCUGGAGGAAGACAAAGGAGACACCCUGAAGAUCAUUGAGCGGCUGGACCACCUGGAGAACGUUAUCAAGCAGCACAUCCAAGAGGCUCCUGCUAAGCCUGAGGAGGUAGAGACUGAGCCCUUCACAGAUUCCUCUUUAUUUGCACACUGGGGUCAAGAGCUCAGCCCUGAAGGCCGCCGCGUGGCUCUGAAGCAGUUCCAGUACUACGGCUACAACGCCUACCUCAGUGACCGCCUGCCCCUCGACCGUCCUCUGCCUGACCUAAGACCCAGUGGGUGCCGCAACCUCUCAUUCCCUGACAGUCUGCCAGAGGUGAGCAUUGUGUUCAUCUUUGUCAAUGAAGCUCUCUCCGUGUUGCUGCGCUCCAUCCACUCUGCCAUUGAACGCACGCCUUCACACCUACUCAAGGAGAUCAUCCUGGUGGAUGAUAACAGCAGUAACGAGACAAGAUAUUCAUGGAGCCCUGCCCUCAUUGGCUGCUUCAUUGUGGAUCGGCAAUACUUCCAGGAGAUCGGCUUACUGGAUGAAGGCAUGGAAGUCUAUGGAGGAGAGAAUGUCGAGCUUGGGAUCAGGGUGUGGCAAUGUGGCGGGAGUGUGGAGGUCCUACCCUGCUCCAGGAUUGCCCACAUUGAGCGAGCCCACAAGCCCUACACUGAGGAUCUCACCGCCCAUGUCCGAAGGAAUGCCCUCAGGGUGGCUGAAGUCUGGAUGGAUGAAUUUAAAAGCCAUGUCUACAUGGCAUGGAACAUACCCCAAGAGGACUCAGGUAUUGACAUCGGGGACAUCACCGCUAGGAAGGCUCUGAGGAAGCAGCUGCAAUGCAAGACCUUCCGGUGGUACCUGGUCAGCGUGUACCCCGAAAUGAGGAUGUACUCGGACAUCAUUGCCUACGGGGUGCUGCAGAAUUCCCUGAAGACUGAUCUGUGUCUUGAUCAGGGGCCAGACACAGAAAAUGUUCCCAUCAUGUACAUCUGCCAUGGGAUGACACCUCAGAAUGUGUACUACACAAGCAGUCAGCAGAUUCACGUAGGCAUUCUGAGCCCCACGGUCGAUGACGAUGACAACCGGUGCCUGGUAGAUGUCAACAGUCGUCCACGGCUCAUCGAAUGCAGCUAUGCCAAAGCCAAGAGAAUGAAGCUUCACUGGCAGUUCUCUCAGGGAGGCCCCAUCCAGAACCGCAAGUCCAAGCGCUGUCUGGAGCUACAGGAGAACAGUGACAUGGAGUUCGGUUUCCAACUGGUGCUGCAGAAGUGUUCAGGCCAGCACUGGAGCAUCACCAACGUCCUGCGGAGCCUGGCGUCCUGA
This is a messenger RNA of Orycteropus afer afer, 1458 nucleotides long. It is a transcript of the gene GALNT18, whose product is annotated as polypeptide N-acetylgalactosaminyltransferase 18. The record is from RefSeq and is a predicted model, not a curated record. Bases 1 to 1458 code for a protein of 485 amino acids. Gene Ontology annotation, cellular component: Golgi apparatus. The transcript is spliced from 10 exons. NCBI's taxonomy places the organism in Eukaryota, Metazoa, Chordata, Mammalia, Tubulidentata, Orycteropodidae.